This is a messenger RNA of Pungitius pungitius (ninespine stickleback), 3372 nucleotides long. It is a transcript of the gene rad17, whose product is annotated as RAD17 checkpoint clamp loader component. Gene Ontology annotation, cellular component: nucleus; Rad17 RFC-like complex. The transcript is spliced from 18 exons. Gene Ontology annotation, molecular function: ATP hydrolysis activity; DNA clamp loader activity; chromatin binding. The record is from RefSeq and is a predicted model, not a curated record. The coding region runs from base 197 to 2110 and encodes 637 amino acids. NCBI's taxonomy places the organism in Eukaryota, Metazoa, Chordata, Actinopteri, Perciformes, Gasterosteidae. Gene Ontology annotation, biological process: DNA damage checkpoint signaling; mitotic DNA replication checkpoint signaling; DNA repair.
ACCGAGCGGACAGUUUGCGGCACGCCGACUCCACGGAGUUUAAAUAGGAAAACUUCGCUUCACCUCUUUGCGCUGUUCCUCCCAGACCAGCUCUCACUGCCGCCGAGCCACCGUGUCCACCGGUCCGACCAGUCUGAAAACAUCAGCAGCAGCAUCUGGCCCCACUGCGACCCUCCAUGAGGAGCCGCACCGAAGGAUGGAGAACAGGUCUGAGGGAGAGAGAGCGGCUCCAAGCCGACUGAACCGCUGGGUGGAUCAGUCCUUCGCCGACUUGCCGGGGGAAAGCUUCGCUCCGUCCAGACGGAAAAAGGGCUGCCGGGUUUUGUCGUCCAAGGCUGAGCCCAAGAAUCCCAGGAAGAGGACAGGGGAGUCCCGCAGCUCGGACCCUCCCGCGUCCCACCUUCUGAAAGAGUCAGCCUCUGGGGACCAGGAUGAGCCGUGGGUGGACAGAUACUCGCCGCGUUCACAGGUCGAGCUCGCGGUCCACAAGAAGAAGAUCGAGGAAGUGGAGAACUGGUUGAGAGUGCACCUCAACGCACCCAAGGGUGGCGUCCUGCUGCUGACGGGACCGUCGGGCUGCGGCAAGACUGCCACGGUACGGGUUCUGUCUCUGGAGCUGGGCCUCCGGGUACAGGAGUGGACCAACCCCUCCAAUCCGGAGCCGUACACCAGUAGCCAGCAGGACUGGAGGAUGAACGGCUCGUACUGCAGCUCCCAGCUUGUCCAGUUCCAGGACUUCCUCCUCCGAGCAAACAAGUACAACUGCCUAAAGAUGGUGGGGGACGGAGAGGCCACAGAGAAGAAGCUCAUCCUGGUGGAGGAUUUCCCAAACCUGUUCUACAGGCAGCCCGGCAGCCUGCACGACAUCCUGAGGCGCUUCGUGAAGACCGGCCGGUGUCCUCUGGUGUGCGUCGUGUCGGACAGUCUGAGCGGAGACAGCAGCUCGCGCUUCCUGUUUCCCCGAGAGAUCCAGGAGGAGCUGAACAUUAGCAGCAUCAGUUUUAACCCCGUGGCUCCAACCACAAUGAUGAAGGUCCUGACUCGAAUUUCAGCGGCAGAGGCAGGAAAGAGUUGUGGACGGAUGUGCGUCAGCGACCAGGCCGUGUUGGAGACGCUCUGUUCAGGAAGCUCGGGAGAUAUCCGCAGUGCCGUCAACAGCCUCCAGUUCUCCUCCCUCCCAGACACGUCGUUGGAAGCGGGGAUGUGGAGGUUGAAGAAGGACAGACAUGGGACUUCGCUGGGCAAAGCCGUUUCCAGAACAAACCAGAGAAGGAAGAAGUCCAAACUGACAAAGGAGCACAAGGAGGAGCAGUCUAUUGGAGGGAAAGAUGCUUCCCUGUUCCUGUUCAGAGCCCUGGGGAAGAUCCUGCACUGCAAACGAGGGAAACCCGAAGAUGGUGAAGCAGCUGAAUGUGCCCCUGAACCUCCUCUACCAGCUCACCUGGCUCAUCAUCACAGAGAAGCAUUACUUGUGGAACCCGAGUCGGUUGUUGAGCGUUCGCACAUGUCGGGAGAGUUCUUCAGCCUGUACCUCCAUCAGAACUACCUGGACUUCUUCUCCGAGGUGGAGGACGUGGAUCGUGCCAGCGAGUAUCUGUCCGACGCCGACCUGCUCACUUCGGAUUGGGCGAGUCGCAGCACCAUGGGGCAGUACGGCUCUUCGGUGGCUACCAGGGGCAUCCUUCACUCCAACUCCCAGCAGGUCUCUGUGGGCUUCAGGCCGCUUCACAAACCCAACUGGCUGCUGGUCAACAAGAAGCACCGUGAGAACUGCCUGGCGGCCCAGUCCCUGUUCAGGAGCUUCUGUCUGACACCGGUCAGCCUGCAGACGGAGCUGCUGCCAUACCUGGCCAAACUGACCAACCCCAUGAGGAACCAAGAUAGCGUUCAUCCAGGACGUGGGUCAGAUGUCGCUGAGGAGGUUCCCCGGCAGGUUAAAGCUGGAAGCUCUGACGGACAAAGAGCCGGCGCUGCUGGACAAGGACAGCGAGGACGAAGCGGACAGUCAGGGUGGGGUCGAGGAGGGUCUGUCGGCCAGUCAACCUCAACCGACCACAACCCAGGUCCUCUUGGAGGAGGAGGAAGUGAUCAUAGAGGACUACAACAGUGACUGACGCCGCCACCACCACAGCCCUAUGUGACACUGUCCCACUUUGCCAUCGCAACUCUAGUUCUGUGAUUUGGACUUCUGGCUCGGGACGGAGCGUGAUUAGUGCCACGUGAGAGAGAAUUUGAACCUGAAUUAAAUGUGAUCCCCCUGGCUCCCACAGGUCCCUAAUCAUAAGGAGGCACGGGCAUUCAUUGAAACAAGAAAUACUUCAACCCCGAAAUGUCCAUUUGUACGUUUAUACAAAGUACCUUCUACCUAAAACAACAACCUGGAAUUUCAACCAAUCCAGGUUGUUGUUGUAAUAUGAUUCUGCACCCCCCCCCCACCACCAUCCUCCCCCCAUUUGCUCCUGUUGAGCAAGAUGUUUUUUCACCAUUCUAUUUUUUUAUUCUCCUUUUAUCGUGGACUUGGGAGACAAACAACGUUUUCUUGCAGAAGUCAAGGUAACACUGGGGGAGGGAUUGAGAUGCAAACGAUCUUUGUGUAGCUCAAGUUCUUCCACAGCUCCGAUGGAAUGUUGUCAGUAUUUAUUUGUUGUGACUUGGUUUUCUCUGUACCUCACAGAUUCAUGUUUUUGGUCGAGUGACGUAUGUUUUUUUUCUUCUAUUUUCCAUGGAUGGAUGGAUGGUCAAAGAUUGACAACAUAUGCUCAUUGAGAGAUACGUUUUUAUCUGAAUAAGCAAAUGAAUAAAACGCAAUGUGUGAAAUGUGUAAAUCAUUAUCUUAUUGCAACACUUCCCUUUCACACACGCCUUCAUCCAAUAUUUGCUCACCUGAGGCCUCUUAAAUAUUCCCCUCUGGUGAUCGACUUCAACUCGAGAAAUGACUCCACCUCCUUAAAUACUAGGUUUGGAUGGGGCUCAGCUUUACGCUGCUUUUUAUUAUUUCGCUGAGGUGUUGCCUGGAGAGGAAACUGGCAUCGCGCUUUGUGGAACGGGAAUGGAUUUUCUUUUUUCACAGUGAUGACCGGAAGUCGCCUGGCUGCUUCCAGCUUGUCGUGGUGGGGAGUAUAAUCAUACCUGCUAGGACGUUUCAGCAGAGGAAGUAAUCUACAGCAAUAAAUCGCCUCUGGUAUAAGAUAUGAGAUAUGACCUAACCCCUACGAUGUCCAGGACCAUGGAGACACCGUUGAUAAAUUAAACAACUAGAAAGGAUCUUCCGGGGCCAGAAAAUUAAAUACUGGAGGUAGGUUUUGGCUUAACAUUGUAAAUUUGAGCAAAUGAAUCUAUGCUUUGGCUGGUGUGGUAGCUCCAUGCUGUAAG